Messenger RNA from Saccostrea cuccullata (small rock oyster), 1470 nucleotides. RefSeq lists its product as uncharacterized. NCBI's taxonomy places the organism in Eukaryota, Metazoa, Mollusca, Bivalvia, Ostreida, Ostreidae. The coding region runs from base 1 to 1470 and encodes 489 amino acids. The record is from RefSeq and is a predicted model, not a curated record. The transcript is spliced from 2 exons.
AUGAGGUCAACCCAGCGUGCUACUUUUCCCGUCAGGGAGGGCACGACUUAUGUUGUUAUCCCAACAUCUUUACUUAAACCAUGCAUUGAAGAGUUGGUUCCCAUGAUAACAGCGAUUAUAAACAAAUCAUUAUCUGGAUCUUCAGUACCGACAACCUUCAAAGAGGCUAUUAUUCGCCCUAUUCUGAAGAAACCGGAUCUUGACUGUAAUGAACUGAAAAAUUAUAGACCAGUUUCCAACUUACCAUUUAUUUCAAAAAUACUCGAAAAGGUAGUAUCAAAAAGACUCAAGCAUCAUCUGGAAGUGAACAAUCUACAGGAACCACUGCAGUCAGCAUAUCGAGCAUGCCACUCUACAGAGACGGCACUCAUCCGAGUCCAUCAUGACAUUGUAUCAGCGCUUGAUAAAAAUUCCUGUAUGGCCCUAGUGAUGCUGGACUUGUCUGCUGCGUUUGACGUGAUCGACCAUACCAUCUUACUUCAGACGUCUCAGGUUCUCCUUUGGAAUUUCUGGGGCAGCUCUGGAAUGGAUCGAAUCCUACUUGACACAGCGCACACAAAGAGUAGUCAUUGGUGGGAGUGCUUCCGAAGAUCUUGUUUUGCGGUUCGGAGUACCACAAGGCUCAGUGCUUGGACCAGUCUUCUUGUUAUAAAACCGAACGAAACAUGGCCAGAUCUAAAAUGUCGACUAGAAACUUGUUUAGCUAACGUGAGAAGCUGGAUGUGUGCAAAUCUUCUAAAAUUGAAUCAGGAUAAAACUGAGUUUAUCGUCUUUUCACCAAAGAGUCAGCUUAAAAGAUCUUUCACACACCAACUUGAUUUUGAUGGUUCUGUCAUCUGUGAAUCAGAUUGUGUGAAGAAUCUGGGAGUGUUUUUCAACAAAUCACUUACCAUGGAGACUCAGAUUAGCGCAGUGUCCAAAUCCUGUUUUUACCACCUGCGAAAUAUUAGUCGAAUUCGCCCAUUCAUAACAGAAGAUGCUUGUAAGACUCUAGUUGUCGCUCUAGUUACAUCAAGACUUGAUUAUGGAAAUGCACUACUCUAUGGAAUCACAGAGACAAAUAUUUCACGGCUACAGAGAGUACAAAAUACGGCAGCAAGGAUUGUCACCCGAACUAGGAAGCAUGAUCAUAUCUCCGAAGUCCUGAUAUCUCUUCACUGGCUUCCAGUUAAAUUUAGAACAUAUUAUAAGAUCCUUUUAUACACUUUCAAAGUACUCCAGGGGACAUCACCAUCAUACCUAAAGGAACUCAUAACAGUCUAUCAACCGUCAAGAACUCUACGCUCGUAUGACUCCAAACAUCUUGUGAAACCUCGUGUUCGCACGGAGACAUACGGAACGCGUCGUUUUGACCAUGCAGCGGCAACUUUGUGGAACGGUUUACCUGAUGCUCUUCGCUUCCAGACGUCACUUUUAGCUUUUAAACGAGAUCUUAAGACCCACCUUUUUAAGGUAGCAUACGACGUAUAA